AUGUCCUUCCCCCAUCUCCCCCAUCUCCAGAAAAAGCCCAAGUACUCAGCCACCCGCCGGCUUCUGUUAAAGUGCAAAAUCCUCAAAAAGGGGGAGAAGCUAUUGCUGCAAGAGGAGGAAGACAAGGUUGUGGAGAGAGAGAACGCGCUGAAACAAAAUGCCCCGCCACUCAAGCUCCCAGGCCUCUCUGUACAGGAGCUACAGGAGCUGUGCAAAGACUUGCACCGGAAGAUUGACGUCGUGGAUGAGACGCGAUAUGAUCUGGAAAUAAAGGUGUCACGAAAUGAGACAGAGAUCGCCUCCCUGAAUCAGAAGGUCAUCAGCCUGAAGGGGAAGAUGAAGAGACCUAACCUGAAGCGGGUGAAGAAGACCACGGACGACAUGUUCGGAGCCAUCAGCGAUCCAUCCAAACUCAUGAAAUCAGAUUUCAAGGCCAACCUCAAGACUGUCAAAAAGGAGGAGGAGAAGAAGGAGGAGGUGACAGACUGGCGUAAGAACGUGGAGGCCAUGUCAGGCAUGGAGGGCAGAAAGAAACUGUUCAACGCGAAUCAGUGAGCAGUCAACCAAAGAGCACAGGGGGUCUGGGCAUCGUGUUCUUUCAGCUCUAUCUUAUAAGCCAUGCUGUAGUAUUGCAAGCACAUUUUCGUUGAGAUUACUGCAUUCCUUAUUGGGAAGCAAGCAGGUAAGCAUCUCUGGAUAAUGAGAGAUUAUAUAUACUAAGUUUUGAUGUAAGGAUGAUGACAGACUGAAUGACAAUAGCAGUACGGAGCAAAUCACCCAGAUUGUGUGGUUUAUUUGCCAACAGUGUAUGUGUCAUUUUAUGCACAUUUAGUAAAAGCCAUUAAAUGACUGUACUUGGACAAUGA
Molecule: messenger RNA, 866 nt
Organism: Sardina pilchardus (European sardine)
Lineage: Eukaryota; Metazoa; Chordata; Actinopteri; Clupeiformes; Clupeidae
Gene: tnni4a
Product: troponin I4a
Exons: 5
Coding region: 1-555 (184 amino acids)
Biological process (GO): skeletal muscle contraction; cardiac muscle contraction
Cellular component (GO): troponin complex
Source: RefSeq, a predicted model, not a curated record